AUGGAGAUUUUGGUUGUGAAAUUUAUCCUAGCUUACUUAUCAGUUUGCAGUGCAGUGACUCUUGCAUGCUGUGGGAGCUCCAAUGAGACGGACAGGCUUGCAUUGCUAGCCAUCAAGGAUCAAAUCAUGGAGGAUCCUCAUCAAAUCAUGAGCUCCUGGAACGAAUCCGUUCACUUUUGCAUGCGGCGUGGUGUCACAUGCGGUCGACGGCAUCAACAGAGGGUGACAAGGCUGGAGCUUCAAGGUCAAAAUUUGGCUGGUUGUGGAACAAUUCCUCCAGAGAUUGGGUCCUUGUCGAAGCUUCAACAAUUGGUUUUACAAAGUAACAAUUUAACAGAAGAGAUCCCUCCUUCCUUGGGUACCCUUUCGUCUCUCGAGGCAUUUGCUGCCUAUGAGGAACGCUUCCCACAUCAAUAUCCAAUCUAUCACCCACGAUUGAAAGAUUUUGGGUUUACACAAAACCAACUAGAUGGAAGCAUCCCAGUUGGCAUGGGGAAAUGGAUCAACCUGCAAUCGUUGGCUAUGGAGGACAAUAACUUCACAGGUGAUAUCCCCUCGGACAGUGGGGAGCUUUCGAGACUUGCAGAAUUAGACUUUUCAGCAAAUGAAUUAACUGGAAGCAUUCCGUCCUCUCUUGGGAACUUAACCAAGUUAGGCAGACUCUUCUUGCAAAGAAAUAAUCUUCAGGGAAUCAUCCCUUCAAGCCUAGGCGAAAUCCAGCGGAAUUGGGAUCUUUCAUAUAAUAACCUUAGUGGCACAAUACCUCCAAAAGUUCUCAGCCUCUCCUCCUUAUCAAUAUAUUUGAACUUGUCUGCAAACCAUUUUACAGGUUUCCUUCCCAUGGAGGUUGGAAAGAUGACCAGUCUAGGUGAGCUGGACAUUUCUGAUAACAUGUUAACCGGAGAGCUUCCGAGCAGCCUUGGUAAUUGCGAGAGUUUAGAAGUUCUACACUUGCAAGGAAACUUGUUUAAGGGGUCUAUUCCUUCAUCUAUGGCAGCGUUGAGAGCUAUUCGAGAUUUAGACCUUUCUCGUAACAAUCUUUCAGGUGAAAUUCCACAAUUUUCAGAUGAUCUUGUAUUCUUGGUGAAUCUGAACCUGUCAUUCAACGAGUUUUGGGGGUCCGUACCAACUGAAGGUGUAUUAAAAAAUGCUUCUUCAAUUUCAAUUGUUGGAAAUACAGGGCUCUGUGGAGGGAUUGCUAAUCUUCAGUUGCCUAAAUGCAACUCUAAAGGGUCCACAAAAGGAGGAUCAUCUCGUAACCUUAAAUUAAUAGUCCCACUAGUAUCCGGACUUGCAUUUCUAGGAAUAGCAAUGGCGCUGUCCUAUUUCUUUCUUUGCUCGCCAAGAAAAAACAUUGAAGAAACUCCGAGGAGGACUUUGACGAACACUUAUUUGCAAGUGUCGUAUUCUACUCUCCAACAAGCUACUGGUGGAUUCUCUUCGACUAAUUUGAUUGGUGUGGGUGGUUUUAGGUCUGUAUACAAAAGAGUUCUUACUGAUAAGGAUGAUAAAACUGAUCAACUUGUUACUGUGAAAGUGUUUGACCUGUUACGCCAUGGAGCAUCAAAGAGUUUCAUAGUUGAAUGUGAGACUCUAAGAAAUAUCAGGCAUCGAAAUCUCGUCAAGAUUAUAACUGCAUGCUCAAGUGUUGAUAAUCAUGGCAAUGAUUUCAAGGCUCUAGUUUAUGAGUUCAUGGAAAAUGGGAGCUCAGAGGAGUGGUUGCAUCCACCUACUGAUAUUGAAGCGAUAGGAGAUCAUACACCCAAGAAUUUAAAUCUUCUUCAGAGGCUAGACAUUGCUAUAGAUGUUGCUUUUGCAGUAGAUUAUCUUCAUAAUCAUUGUGAAACACCAACAGUUCAUUGUGACCUCAAGCCAAGCAAUGUUUUUCUAAACGCCGAGUUGACGGGACAUGUUUCUGACUUUGGAUUAGCAAGGUUUCUCCCACCACUAUCAAGUAAUGUCUCAGCAAAUCAAACCCAGACAAGUUCAAUUGGAAUACGAGGAACAGUUGGUUAUGCUGCUCAAGAGUAUGCUAUGGGAAGUGAGGUCUCAACAAAUGGAGAUGUCUACAGCUUUGGCAUUCUCCUAUUGGAAAUUUUUACAGGGAAGAGACCCACUGACAACAUGUUUAGUGACAACCUGAACCUCCAUAAUUUUGUCAAGAUGGCUGUCCUUGGACGAGUUUCCGAGAUUACAGAUGCACCACUUCUUCAAGGAUACACAAAUGAGACUCCCAAUCAAAGCAGCUCGAAUGUUCAAAAAAUUGAGACAUGCUUGAGCUCCAUAUACAAAAUUGGAAUUGCAUGUUCUGUUGAAUCCCCAAGGAAUCGACUACAGAAUAUCAAUGAUGCUGCAUCUGAACUCCAAUCCAUUAGGAACACUCGUCUUGCAUAG
This is a messenger RNA of Pyrus x bretschneideri (Chinese white pear), 2394 nucleotides long. Its product is annotated as LRR receptor-like serine/threonine-protein kinase EFR. The transcript has 4 exons. Bases 1 to 2394 code for a protein of 797 amino acids. Gene Ontology annotation, biological process: protein phosphorylation. The record is from RefSeq and is a predicted model, not a curated record. Gene Ontology annotation, molecular function: ATP binding; protein binding; protein kinase activity. NCBI's taxonomy places the organism in Eukaryota, Viridiplantae, Streptophyta, Magnoliopsida, Rosales, Rosaceae.